AACGCUAUUCACCCCCCCUCUAGCGUUGGGCCUUUAUUCUAACAAUUGGUAUCAGAGCCAUACUCUCUGAAAGACUUAACCGUUUGAGAGGAACGAUCAAUGGCUUCUACUCAAAGUUCAUACGCAGGUUUAAGUGAAGGGAAAUCCACCACGACGCCUCCAUUGUUUGAUGGAACAAACUACACCUAUUGGAAGGAGCGGAUGAGGAUUUACAUCCAUUCCACGAACUUUCUCCUUUGGAGAAUUAUCAAAAAUGGUGAGAACGUGCCAAUGAAGAAGGUCGAGGAAACCAACGUCCCUAAGACUGAGGAUGAAUAUGAUGCGCAAGACAUCAAGAAGGUGGAAAACAAUGCCAAGGCCAUCAACAUCAUCUAUUGUGCCGUUAACCCAGAUGACUACCGGAAGAUUUCUUGUUGCACCACCGCAAAGGAAAUGUGGGACAAACUAGAAAUCACCUACGAAGGUACGGAUCAAGUCCGAGAAGCUAAAAUUGAUUUUCUAACCCAUGAAUAUGAAUUGUUUCGUAUGAAGAAAAACGAGAAAAUCGAUGAGAUGUUUGAACGAUUCUCCAAAAUCGUCAAUGAUCUUCAUGCUCUCAAGAAGACGUACACGGACAAGGAGCUUGUGAGAAAAAUCCUGCGAAGUCUCACACCGGAGUGGCGCUCCAAAGCCGAUGCCAUUCAAGAGUCCAUCGGCAUCACCAACGUCACCAUUGACGGACUUAGAGAAUCAAGCAAUGAGGACAACGAGUUCGGGCUCGUCAUCAAAAAAUUCCACAAGUUCAUGCGAAAAGAGUAUGAACGAAAGGGCAAAAGGCAUGGAGGACCACCCAAGUGCUAUGGGUGUGGAGAAGUUGGGCACAUCAAGCCAAAAUGCCCAAACUCCAAAAACGAGAAGGAGAAGAAACCGUUCAAGAAGCACCGAGCUUACAUUUCAUGGGGAGGUGAUUCCGGCGAUGAGUCAUCGGAAGGCGAAGAAAAUGAAAGCGCCAACCUCUGCCUCAUGGCACACGAAGAACCACCGGAAAAGGCUUAUAGGGUCUUCAACAAACGCACCUUAACCGUUGAGGAAUCUCCUCAUGUUGUCUUUGCCAAAAAUGAUGCUCGCUUGGCGAGAAAGGUUUCCUGUGAUGAUCUUAUAGAUUCGUUGGAAAACAUCUACGACGAUGACAAAGUAGACAACUCAAAGAAAAGCCAAGAUGAAGAAGUAGAGCCACCCGUAAAUGAGGAACAACCACAAGAGGAGGAAACGCCAAUGCCAAGGGCAUGGAGGACUUCAAAGAACCAUCCUCUUAACAAGGCUUGUGAUAAUCGACUAUCACAACCCACAGGAGUUGGAGCAAAGAAACUGAAGGAGCCAACAAUCGAUUAUCACGGGCUGCAGAACUUUCUCAAAAGCGGUCAAAGAAAGUGUUCCCGCACCGGCAAGAACGUUGCUUCCUCCUCGGCUCCUCCACCACCGGCGCACAAGUAUCUCGACGGGUCGUUCCUUUGGUUCAACGACCACGAAGAGGCGACGCGGUUCUCGGAAAAGUUUGAGCAUCGGGAAAUUCUCCCUCCCCGAUUCUCCACCGCCCGCUUCAUUCAUGACUCCAUUCCACGUGAGGCACGGAUUAUCCUCGAACGUGGAAACUUCCUCGACCUCCUCUACAUCAAGAAGGUCAAUUAUCACCAGUUUCUUGUUCGAGCUUUCUACUCGAACUUGAAAAAGGAUGAGGACGGAGCGUUGAUCUCUAACGUCAACGGGGUGGACAUCUAUUUGAAUGAGGAAAACAUUCAAAUUCUCACAGGGCUUCGUCGGGACGGACAGGAUCUCGGGCUCUACGUCGGAGAAGAAGGAGCACAGUUCAACGAAACCGCUCUCUUGGAGGAAGUGGGCAUCCGACACUUCGUCCCCACUCCCCAACAGCGGCGCCCUAUGAUUGCUUCCAUGAGCCCCGUGUUUCGAUUCAUUUUUAAUGUUUGGACACGGAUUCUCAAGCCCAGGAAGUUCAAUCACACCACUCUCUCCCAUGAGGACACGAAGACAAUUCAUGCGAUUAUUCACAACGCCAAUCUCAAUUGGUGUAAAUUUGUGAUGACUCACAUGUUCACAGCCACCUCCGACAAUCGGCCGCUCCCCUACGCCCUCCUUGUCAUGGCGAUUCUUGAAGACGACCACGCUAUGGCGGUUCCCGCAACCAGCUUAACACACACCGUACUAUGCUCUGCUGAGGCUGAGUACAUGACAGUGCACAUUAGUCGGAUAGGUGUCGGGCGUCAGAAGGCAACAGACUUAAUAUUCGUGAGGGAUUUAUAAUUUCGAUCUCACCUAUCGACAUGGCCGCGCACAUGUCCAUUACUAGCGUUCAACAUACAUUCAACAUGCAUUCACAAAACGCAGUAAAUAAACGUGUAAUGAUUGUGGCCCCUAAAAGAAAAAUAAAACGAUAGCUCCUACUAGCUUCCGGG
Molecule: messenger RNA, 2450 nt
Organism: Cuscuta campestris
Lineage: Eukaryota; Viridiplantae; Streptophyta; Magnoliopsida; Solanales; Convolvulaceae
Source: the annotation of a GenBank genome assembly